Messenger RNA from Cataglyphis hispanica, 2352 nucleotides. RefSeq names its product mucosa-associated lymphoid tissue lymphoma translocation protein 1-like. Lineage: Eukaryota; Metazoa; Arthropoda; Insecta; Hymenoptera; Formicidae. Gene Ontology annotation, biological process: proteolysis. The coding region runs from base 370 to 2319 and encodes 649 amino acids. The record is from RefSeq and is a predicted model, not a curated record. The transcript has 11 exons. Gene Ontology annotation, molecular function: cysteine-type endopeptidase activity.
UUUUAUUUUUUACAUAUCACACACAUUCACGUAUCUUAAAAUAACAUAUAUACAUAUGCAUACAUAAAAGAUGAAAUAUAUAUCUCCAAAUAUGUGUAUCGUAUUUUGUAAACUUUGACGAAAUAUUUUUAUAUUUUUAUAUUUUGUCGAAAUUCUGUGUGUAAAAAAAAGAGAUUAAAAUAAAUACAAUCCAAAAUAUAUAAUAUGCAUAUUUUAGUUUUCCUCCUAUUAUCAAGAACAAUGUGUAUUGUGCAACAAGUCAUACUCUCUCAUUUGACAGCUCCAGGAAAAUCGCAACGUCAAUAAGAUUAUAAUUCAAUUCUUUUAUUUGUGCAAAAAGAAGAAACAAACCAUAUCAUAACUUAAAGAAUGGCGAAAAUCGACGAAGAUAUGUGUUUGGAACAUAUUCCACUAGCAAUAUAUAACAAAUUAGUCAAUGAAUUAAAUAAAAAUUCAAAUUGGCAAGUGCUGGCAGUUUAUGUAGCCGAACAACUCGGAUGUCAAUGGAAUUCAUGGCUGCAAUCGUUAGAACAGAAUAUCAAUAUGACAAAAACACCAGCAGACAAUCUAUUGUUUGAACUAAAUAUAAAAAUGUGUACAGUUGGUGUAUUGUGUACAUUACUUAGAGAUUGUGAACUUGGUAAUGUUUUGUCAGUUUUACAUGAUCCAGAGCCAUUAAUAAUUACCAAACAUCCAUCUGAUGGUAUGGAAUGCGAUUCCUUAGACAUAUCCUUUGGUCAACAUCUUUGUCUUUCUUGCAAAGCUACUGGUAUACCACCUCCAAGUUAUCAGUGGUGUCAUAAUAAUAUGGAGUUGCAGGAACAGCAGAGUCAUGAACUUGAUAUCAUUAUAAAUAGCUGUGAUCAAACUGGAGAAUAUAACUGUAAAAUCUCACAAGUAACUGAAGAUGGAAAGACAAUAAAUUCUGUAUUUCUAACAAAAUCAGUCUUUGUAAAUAUAUCUCGUAUGCCUGUAGUAAUACAGCAGCAACCACCCACUUUCUUAGAGAUUAAAGAAGGUGAAGAUUUUACAAUUAAAUGUAUAGCACAUGGUCAUCCAAAACCAUGUUAUCAAUGGUUCAGAGAUAAUACAAAGCUAGAAGGAGAAACAUCAAAUGUAUUAUAUAUAAAACAAUUUAAUUCCAAGUAUGAAGGAAAGUAUUACUGUUACAUAAGUAAUGGUGUGAAUGAAGUGAUUACCCAAAGAAGUCAUGUAAUGAUGGAUCUUCCUCGUGAAAAAGCGGUUGCAAAGAUAGCUUUAAUCAUUGCAAAUGAUGAUUAUGAAAAUCACAAAUGUUUAGAGACACCUAAAAAUGAUGCUGCAAAAAUUGGUAAUCUAUUGAAAGAGAUAGGUUUUAAAGUAAUCUGCCUUGUAAAUUUAUCACUUGAACAAAUGAGGAAUGCUAUGAAAGUAUUUAAUCAGGUUUUGACAGAAGGAGUCUAUGGAUUGUUUUACUAUGCUGGGCAUGGCUUUAAAAUGCAGGAAAAUUACAUGCUUGCUGUUGAUGCGCCAGCAUCUUACUUAAGAAAAGAUGCAAUUUGUGAGAGUGAAUUGUUAGCUAUAUUAUUGCAAAAUGAUCCUGCUCUUUUAGUAGUGAUACUGGACAUGUGUCAAACUGUCCCACCAAAAGAAUGUAAUCCUGAUAUUCAUAAUGAAAUACCAAAGGUUGAAGAAUACAAGAGUAGGAAAAAUCUUCGAAAUUUAAUCCAAGCAUACUCCACGUCUAGUCAUCGUCCUAGUUAUGAAAGAACGAAUAGCAAAUAUGGAUUAUAUGCAAUGCAUUUAGGCAAAUAUAUCAGUAAAAAUAUUCCAAUCACAAAAGUAUUUGAAGAAGUAGGAAAAUCAAUAGAUAAACAGUUAAAGGGAACAGAGCGUAAUCAAAUUCCAAUGUUUGCAUUAACUAUUACUAAACCCUUCCGUCUUACUGACGCAAUAUACAAAAGAGAUCCAACACCUAUGCUGAAUAAUUUCAAUAACUUAAUAGCCUUUUCAAAUAAAUCUUUUGAAAUAAGCUUUAAGCGAACUGGUAUUGUUGCUAAGGGUACAAUCUCAUUAUUUAUGGAACCUUAUUUGAAUGUAAUCAAGAUUUCAAUAUGUAACUUGGAAGAUCUAGAAGUAAAUUUUUUUAACUUUGUACCUAUAAAGCGGAAUAACUUGUUUCAAGCUACAGGUUUCAAACAAGAAUGUUGGAUACAUAAUCCACAAAUAUGUCAGGGGCCUUUGGUUGUAUCUAUAUCAAAAAAUAAAACUCCUAUUGAUGCAACAUUGUUGCACAUUGAAAAUCAUAUUCCACUGAUAUUGAAAAUCAUCAAUAACUAAUAUUUAUAUAAUUAUUGCAAGUUAUGUGUACAU